GAUAUUUUCCUUAAUUCUUUGGCUUCCUUAAUCUUUGCUCAACUUUUUUCUUAAUUUUACCAAAACAAGAUAAGAGCGAGGAAUCAGAAUAUGUCUAUUUUUAUUUGUCCAUGUUGAAACAUUUUUGGCAAUAAACUUUAGUUUUAUAUUCUUUCUCUUUUGGGGUUUUAUGCCUUAUCUUUGUUUUUGUGGGGGUAAAGAGAAGAACUUAGAAAAGAGAGAGAAAGACAGAAGGUUAAUGAAUAAGGAAACGGGUUCUGUGGUCUGGGUCUAAAGAGAUUGAUCCAUAGAUCCUCUUUGUUGCUACUCUCAGAAGUUAGAAUCCUUCUAGGGUUUCUGAAAAUUUUCCAUUUUUGUUGCCACCUCCACAUAUGUUGUUGAUAUAACUGUGUUUUCUUUUCCUAAACUCUCACUGGGUCUCUGUGUUUCCAGCUCGUUCUUUGAAAAUUUUCCCUCUUUUCGCUCUAAAUCUUUCUGGGUUUUUGUUUUCAACAAAAAAUUUCAUCAAAUUUUGGAACUUUCCAUGUUAUGGAUUUUAAAAAUUUUCUUUGAGCAUCUGGGUUGUUAAUUAGUUUUCUUCGUGAAUUUCAACAAACCUGUGUAUUUCUUGAGCUGAAGCAUAUAAGCAUUUCUGGGAUUUUCCACUCAAACUUGAACAUCAUGGUGAGAGGGAAGAUUCAGAUGAGGCGAAUCGAGAACGCGACGAGCCGGCAAGUCACUUUCUCAAAGCGUCGAAAUGGGUUGCUAAAGAAGGCCUACGAGCUCUCAGUUCUUUGUGAUGCUGAAGUUGCUGUGAUCAUCUUUUCGCAGAAAGGCAGGCUCUAUGAGUUUUCAAGCACUGAAUCCCAUCCAAAUAUUUUCUUUCGUCUUAAAGAAAAAAAGGGGGGAGAAACUCGAAGAGGAUUCUUAAUAAUAAGCAAGAAAGUUGGAAAGAGCAUGAUCAAGGCUUUAUACUAGCCUGUGUGGUUUUGAUGGGAUUAGAUGGUAUAAGUAUGUGUUAAAUCCCACAUUGAACAUGUAAUAGGUAGAUUUUGGUUAUAUAAUCGAUUACUUAGGAGUCCGUCCUAAUUGUAAUUUGGUUAUUCAUUUUGUGUAUAAUGUGAAUGUGAUAUAACAUCCUAACAUUACCGUAGAUAUUUGGAUUUUGUCUA
This is a messenger RNA of Quercus lobata, 1151 nucleotides long. Its product is annotated as MADS-box protein AGL42-like. Bases 661 to 957 code for a protein of 98 amino acids. The transcript is spliced from 3 exons. Gene Ontology annotation, molecular function: protein dimerization activity; RNA polymerase II transcription regulatory region sequence-specific DNA binding. Gene Ontology annotation, biological process: positive regulation of transcription by RNA polymerase II. The record is from RefSeq and is a predicted model, not a curated record. NCBI's taxonomy places the organism in Eukaryota, Viridiplantae, Streptophyta, Magnoliopsida, Fagales, Fagaceae.